ACAAAAUUUUACCGGGAAAUCUGCUUCGUCAACGUCGCUGCCGAAGCAUUAGAAGGAAUAUUUAUGAUAGAAGUCAUUAAGCGUGUUUUUCAGUCAGCCAAACUCCUAAGCGACACCCUGGUUUUGUUUUACAUCUGCUAGAGUUAUUAUGGACGAAUAUGACGAGUUGUUCGAGGUUGAGGAUGACUUCGAGGAUCGGUUCGCCGACGAGCUGGAAGCUUUGGCUGAUAUGGAGAAAGAAUCCUCCAGGUUGGGAAAACGCCAGCAGCAGGACAUUUCUGACAUAGAGCAUCUACUGGAUGAUCAACCCACCACGCCAAAGGCAAAGCGGCAGAAACAGGAAGCGGGAGUGGUCAAACGGCUCUUCAACCCAGCCAAAGAGAGCAAACACUCGUCACAGCGAGAUGACAUCACACCGCCGUCCUCUCCAGAGCAUUACGAACCCUCUGACGCCAUCAGGUCUACCUCGGCUCUGUUGGAUAUCAGCGGUUUGGCUUCAAUCCCAGAGACUCCUGCACGACCUCCCACAGCGGCUCCAGCCUCGCUGCACGUUCUGAGACGACCUCCUUUAGAGGGAGAGUUCAUCACUGUGACAGACUCCUCUGGGAGUCGAGUCUACCUCAGACAGAGAGAAGACACGGGGACAAAGGUGGUGGAAUCCAGAAUUGUACCAAACUCCCAGGGUUCACUGGGGCUGCUGGCGGUGCCUAUAGGUGUGUUGAGAGAACAGGAGGCAGACAGGAGGCACCAGCAGGUAAUAGAGGAAUCUCAGCGUCUUACAGACCUGCUAACCAGCAGUGUGAAUGAUGUGAUUGUUGAGCCUGAGAGCAGAGAAGAUGAAGAGAACGAAGAUCCUGAGGACACAGAGGGUCGAAAAUCCAGACUCUGGGUGGACAGAUUCUCCCCUCGACACUACACUGAGCUGCUCAGUGAUGAUUUCACUAACCGCUGUCUGCUCAAGUGGCUGAAACUCUGGGACACUGUUGUGUUCGGGAGAGAGAGGAAGUCCCGUCCUGUUCGUUCUGACAGACAGGCUCCCAAUCAGAACUCAUUCAAACCCAAUCAAACCAAUCAGAAUCCAAAUCGCUUCAAGAGCAAGAUAGAAAUGACAGAGGAGCUGCUGGAGGCCGAGCUGGACCAGUACAAACGACCCAAAUUCAAGGUGGCGAUGUUGUCCGGUCCUCCUGGCUUGGGGAAAACUACCUUGGCCCAUAUUAUAGCAAAGCAUGCUGGGUACAAUGUUGUGGAGAUCAAUGCCAGUGAUGAUCGAAGUGCAGAGGUGUUUCAGAAACGCAUCGACACUGCAACACAGAUGAAGUCAGUUUUGGGAGCCAACGAGAAGCCAAACUGCCUCAUUAUUGACGAGAUCGAUGGAGCACCAGCGGCAGCGAUCAAUAUUCUGUUAGCGACCCUGAACAGGAAAGACGGGGCUGGCGGGGAGGCAGCCACAGAACCAUCGAAGAAGAAAAAGAAGAAAGAGUCCAUCUUGCUUCGACCAAUCAUCUGCAUCUGUAACGACCUUUAUGUUCCAGCUCUCAGACCGCUCAGGCAACAGGCCUUCCUCCUCAGUUUUCCCCAGACUCAACCUUCUCGCCUUGCACAGAGACUGACAGAGAUCUCAGUCCGACAGGGGAUGAAGGUGGACACGGGGACUCUGAUGUCUCUAUGUGAGAAGACAGACAAUGACAUCAGGUCAUGCAUUAACACACUGCAGUUCCUCCACGGGCGUGGUCUGAAGAAGGUGGACACCAGGACUAUCCAGAGUGUUUCUGUGGGGCAGAAGGACCAAAAUAAAGGCUUGUUCCAUCUGUGGCAGGAGAUCUUCCAGUUACAGCGAUUCAAACGGAAGCGUAUCGGCGAAGGGUUUGAGGAGGCACCUGGUUCAGGAGGUGGAGCUCAGAGGUUUCAGAACAUUUUACACCUGGCUUCAUCAAGCGGAGAGUAUGAAAAAGUUUCUCAGGGUCUGUAUGAUAAUUAUCUGUCCAUGCGUGUGAGGGAUCCAAACAUGGAGAGCGUGUGUGAAGCUCUGGAUUGGCUGAUGUUCACAGACAGGCUCAACCACGUGAUUCUGCACGGACAGAACUUCUCUCUGAUGAGAUACCUGCCCUUCAUGUCCGUCACCUUCCACUUUCUGUUUGCUCACACAAACGUGCCACGUAUCAGCUAUCCUCACAGCCAGCAGGAGGCUUCCUCUCGCCUCGUCGGCAGCAAGAAUGCUCUAACCACGAUGUUGGCUGACAUCCCAGCAUGCUUCAGAACGAGGAUCAGUCAGAUGAGCCUGACCCUCGAUAUCCUCUCUCUCCUCCUCGACAUUAUCUGCCCCAAACUACGACCUGUGAAUCCGCAGCUCUUCAGCAGCAGAGAGAAGGAGCAGAUGAGAGAGCUCAUCGACUCCAUGCUGGCUUACAACCUCUCAUACAGGCAGGACCGCACUCCUGAGGGACAGUACACAUACAUCCUGGAGCCGCGUGUUGAGGAGGUGGUGAGGUUUCCGGGCCUUCCUCCACGGCGUCAGCUGACAUAUCAGGCCAAACAAACGAUCAGCAGAGAGAUGGAGCUGGAGAAGAUGAGGAGAGCCGAGCAAAUGAUGCUGCAGAGAAACCCUGCAGGGAAGAAGGAGGGAGAGAAAAAGAACGCGGGUCCUAAACCAACCAGGAACCACGAGCAGAGGCUGGAGAACAUCGUCAAACAGACUACAGUGGAGAGCCGGCCCGAGGUGGACUUCUUCGGUCGAGCCGUGGCCCCCAAACCUCAGAAACCUCAGCCGUCAGCUGACUCAGGUGAGAAGUGUGCGGUUCAGUCCAUAGGAACAGCGGUGGGCAACAGUGACGUUUGGUUUCGCUUCAAUGAGGGAAUGUCCAACGCUGUCAGACGAAAUGUUUACAUCAGAGAGCUGCUGUAACACAAAACACACUUAAAUACACACUUUCACCCCUUUUCACAUCUGAAUGAAUCCAACAAAUUCCACUGUUAAAUUCAAAACAGUCUUUAUUUUGAUUGACAGUGUAAAGAGCCAAUAAAAACGUGUUGUUGAA
This is a messenger RNA of Cheilinus undulatus (humphead wrasse), 3035 nucleotides long. RefSeq names its product CTF18, chromosome transmission fidelity factor 18 homolog (S. cerevisiae) (gene chtf18). The record is from RefSeq and is a predicted model, not a curated record. Lineage: Eukaryota; Metazoa; Chordata; Actinopteri; Labriformes; Labridae. The transcript has 22 exons. Gene Ontology annotation, molecular function: ATP hydrolysis activity; ATP binding. Bases 149 to 2902 code for a protein of 917 amino acids.